This is a messenger RNA of Nelumbo nucifera (sacred lotus), 1843 nucleotides long. Lineage: Eukaryota; Viridiplantae; Streptophyta; Magnoliopsida; Proteales; Nelumbonaceae. The record is from RefSeq and is a predicted model, not a curated record.
UGUUCUCAAUGCACGGUGGGAUGUAACGCACGAGGAGGAGAUCCCGAUCAGUGUACUUAACCCACAAUGAGGAGCAGCAGAUCCAAACUCUGAGAAACGAUGCAUACGGAUUCAUUUAUACACCAGAUAUAAACAAUGCCUCCGUGACGUAAGGCGUGACGAUACUCGGUAGCAUUGUUUCACAAUCUUCAAGAUGUACAGAGUUGCAUUCCAUGUUAUCAAACGUCGAUGACUUGUUCAUUUGGAUGGUCAAUGUCUGUGUAUCAACGCAAGAAACCCUUUAAUAGAUUAUAGCAAGUUGAUGAUAGAAUAUGGCUUGGCCACAACUGCUGAGAAAUUUCUAUUGCUUAUUUGCUUUACCCCCUGGUAUCUCCCGCAUCACUUCUGCAAACCUGGAAGAAUCGCGAGAAAUGGAGGAGCCCAACGGCCGACGCUUCAGUUCAUCUCUUUGUCUUUAUUACUUGUAUUGCUAAAGGAUGAAGUAGCAGCAGCAUCAUCAUCUCUGGCAUUACCUGGGUGUCAGGACAAAUGCGGCAACGUCAGUAUUCCCUAUCCGUUCGGUAUUGGAUCUAACUGUUCCAAAAACUCCUCGUUCGAAGUUUCUUGUGAUUCGACUGCCGCCGCCGGUUAUACCCCCACUAUUAGCAUUGGGCUUCCUCCAGCUUCGGAGGUGGUAGAAAUAUUGCCUGAAAACAAAGUUAAGAUCAUUACCGACAGACUCUGGCUUUUCAAUGCUAGUGAAAAUGAAAGUAACUACUUUCUCAACUUGAUAGGCACUCCCUUCUACCUAUCACAAGACCGUAACGUAUUCACGACUGUGGGUUGCGAUAUCCUUGGCUACAUGAUAAGUGGUGGUAUACGCGUCGGAGGCUGCCUGUCARCUUGUAUAUUMAUGUCCGGAACCGUUGAGGUCAAUAAACGCGUUAGGAUCGCACCAACUGGUUGCAACGGUGGUUAUGGUUGUUGCCAGACUUCUAUCUUGCCGCUCCUUCAGUACCUCGAACUGCAAUCAAGUCGUGAGACAGCUUUAAAUGACACCGCGUACGCUUUCAUAGCUGACAAGGAGUGGCUCGGGAAUGAUUUUAAUGUUACCGCAUAUAGGGAAAACCCUACGGCGGAGCGCCCAGUGGUGCUGGAUUGGGUUAUUGGGAAUGGGACCUGUGAGACCGCUAAUCCCUCGUCCAACUGUGGCCCCAAUUCCUACUGCAGGAAUGUCACCUCUGGAGAUGGAUAUGCUUGUUUCUGUAACCGCGGCUAUGAGGGGAAUCCUUAUCUUCSACAAGGUUGCCAUGAUAUUGAUGAAUGCGCGGACACAAAGACCAACGAUUGCGGAUGGACUUGUGUAAAUGGACCUGGGAAUUAUAGUUGCUCCUGUCCACMUGGUUAUCACGGCGAUGGGAAGAAAAUUGGAGUUGGCUGUAUGAAGGAAAAUGAGGUUGAAAGAUAUAUUCCUUGGGUAAUAGGUAAUCCCCUGCUUUUUCUCACAUCUAUUAGUGAACCGAUUUAGGUACGUCGAUCCUUUAUCUUUCAAUUGGUAGGUCGAUGAUACACACUUGUGUAUCAACUCCAAAAUCUUUAGAAAACAGAAGAAUUGGGAAAGUCUCAGACUCUCAGGGAGGGACCUAAGUCUCAGACUCUCAGGUUCCAGUGGUGGUCCCAGAGAAAUCCAUUUGAGACCUCUUGAAAAGCACCUUUGGCCCAAGAGAGGUUAGGAUCCAUAAAAAUUUACUUUAUAAUUUAGAAAUUCUUGGGAGUCAAGUGGUGUCCAAACGUUGGUAGAUAGGAUCUCUUUGUAUUUUACUUUAUAAUCAAUAAUUAAAGGACCUUACUGUUGAAUUGUUAA